Messenger RNA from Ictalurus furcatus (blue catfish), 4198 nucleotides. RefSeq names its product major histocompatibility complex class I-related gene protein-like. Lineage: Eukaryota; Metazoa; Chordata; Actinopteri; Siluriformes; Ictaluridae. Bases 142 to 1485 code for a protein of 447 amino acids. Gene Ontology annotation, biological process: immune response. Gene Ontology annotation, cellular component: external side of plasma membrane. The record is from RefSeq and is a predicted model, not a curated record. The transcript has 11 exons.
GUGAAGAGGAAUUUCCGUAUAACGGUUCUCCGAGAAGAGCACACCCCAACACGCAGCUGGAAACACGGUCGAAAAGCGUCGUAUCUGGGCAAUAAAUAUUCCUAUAAACGCAUUAGUGUGGAGUGUACACGGUGAAGGGUGAUGAGGAUGAAGAUGAUGAAGAUGACGAAGGUGAUGACUGUAGUGAGUGUGUUUGUGGCCCUCGGUGCGCUCGCGCCUGCUCUGGGAGGCCAGCACUCUCUGUACUACACCUACACGGCUCUGUCCAAAUCGAUUAAACUUCCCGGAAUCUAUGAGUUCACUGCACUGGGAAUGCUCGAUGACCGAGAACUCGACUACUACACCAGCGAGACUCAGGCUAAGGUUCCUAAACAGCACUGGAUGAGCGAGAAGAUGCCACAGGAUUACUGGGAGAAAGGCACUCAGUCCCGCAAGAGCAAAGAGCAGUGGUUUAAGGUCAACGUGGAUAUCCUGAUGGAACGUAUGGGACACAAUAAGACUGAGCUUCAUGUUCUUCAGUGGAGACAUGGCUGUGAGAUUGAAACUACAGGUGGAAAUAUUAAAUUUGUGAGUGGAGUUGAUGAGUACAGCUACGAUGGCACUGAGUUCCUCUCCUUCGAUGACGUAAACUCGAGGUGGAUUGCUCCAGUCCCAGCUGCUGAGCCGACCAAAAGGAAAUGGGAUGAUGUGCCCAUCCUUAACCAGUACACCAAGGGCUAUCUGGAGAAAGAGUGUGUGGACUGGCUCAAAAAGUUCAUGGAUUAUGGAAAAGAAGAACUGAGAAAACAUUCUCCACCAGAUGUACAUCUGUUUGCAAAGAAAUCAGUAACUGACCCCAGCAAGUUGACCCUGACCUGCCUGGCCACGGGAUUCUACCCUCCAGAUAUCGAGAUGCGUUUGAGGAAACUCAGAACUUCUCUACCUGAACAUCUGGUAACAUCCUCAGGAGUCAGACCCAAUGGUGAUGGCUCCUACCAGCUGAGGAAGAGUGUGGACAUUGUGGAGGAUGACAAAGCACUGUAUGGUUGUUAUGUGAACCACGAAACCCUCCCGGAACCAAUAAUUAUUCCCGAUGGCAAAGGUAUUCAGUGCCCAGACUGUACUGCACCAAGCACUCAGAGCGGUAUCAUCGGUGGAGUGGUCGGAGUUCUGCUCACAGUGGCUGUGGUUGCAGGCAUUAUCUUCUUCCUUAUAAGGAACGGACAAAUCAGGUUGAGAUGUAACAGUGGAUCCCCAGCAAACAGCACUGUUCAUGUGCCGCUUGCAGCUCCUGCUCCAUCUCCUGCUACAGUGUCUGCUACAGUGUCUGCUACACACCUUCCUGUCAAUAAGGGACCAUACAUCAAUGGUGCUAAAGCUUCUGACAGCGCAAUUGACUCUGGAAAUGACAGCGCUAGUGGAUCAUCAGACGGCAGCCAGGGGAAUAUUGGAUCACCAGCGCACAGCCAGAUGCAAAGUGAUGAAAACACCCCAAUGCUACCGUAAUCUGAAUAAUCCUGCGGCAUGAAGACAAGGAUCUCAAACCUGACGAUAUGAGUGUGGGGGACUGGCAGAUGAUACAAUCAAUAUAAAAAGUCUACACACCCCUUUUUAUGUGAUGUAAAAAAAAUAAUUAUAUAGAAAGACUAAGAUAAAUCAUUUCAGAACGUUUCUCAGCUUUAAUGUGAAAUUGCAACAUAUAAAAAAAAUUAAGUGAAAAACAAUCAGAAACGUUUCUAGGGAAACUAGGAAGGGAAAAAAACUAGUUGCGAGAGUAUGCACACCCCUAAACUAAUACUUUGUUGAAGCACCUUUUGAUUUUAUUACGCCACUCAGUCUUUUGGGGUAAGAGUCUGUCAGCCUUGCCUUGGCAAUAUUUUCUCUCUUUCUUACAAAAACAUUCUGGAUCCAUCAGAUUGUGAGGGCAGCUCCUGUGCACAGCGUGCUUCAGGUCUGGUCUGUGCCUAGGUCAUACAAAAACAUUUAUCUUCUUUUAGUGAAGCCAUUCCUUUAUGGAAUUGGAUGUGUGCUUUGGGUCCUUGUCCUGCUGAAGGUAAAAUUGUGGAUAGUGGUGGUUAAAAGCUCUGGGUUACUACCUGCCACUGUUGGGCCCUUGGGCAAGGCCUUUAACCCUUAAUUGCUCAGUUGUACAAAUAAGAUAAAUAAAUCACACUGGAUAAGGGCAUCUGCAAAAUACUGUAAAUGUAAAUGUAAAUUCCCCUUCAUCUUCAGCUUACUAGCAGAUGCAGUAAAAUUCGGUUGGUAUUUGUAGCUAGUCAUGAUUCUCUCCACCUUGAUAAAAGCCUCAGUUCUAGCUGACGAUGCUGCCACCACCAUGCUUCACCGUGGGUAUGGUGUACUUUUAGUGAUGUGCUUUGUUUGCUCCAAACAUACCUUUUGGAAUUAUGGAUUUAUUAUACCUUUUGGAAUUGGUCUCAUCAGACCAUAACACAUUUUGCCACAUGGUUUGGGAUGAUGUAGUUGAGCUUGGAUGUUUUUUGUCAGAAAGGGUUUGCGUCUAGCCGUCCUACCCCAUAGUCCAGAUGUGAAGCAUAUGAGAGAUUGUUGUUACAUGCAGAUAGUAAUCAGCACUUGUCAGAUGUUCCUGCAGCUCCUUUAAUGCUUCUGUAGGUCUCUUGGCAGCCUCCCUGGUAAGAUUUUGUCUUUUCUUUUUGUACAUUUUGGAGGGAAGUCCUGUUCUUGGUGAUGUCGCUGUGCUGCUCCUUUUUCUCCACUUGUUGAUGACGGCCUUCACGGUGUUCCAUAGUACAUCUAAUGUUUUGGAAAUUCUUUUAUAUCCUUCUUCUGAUUGAUAUUUUUCUAUGAGUGAGACCCCGUACAUGUUUUGUAAGCUCUUUGCGGACCAGGGCUUCUGCAAUCAGAUGAAACCAAGCAGAUGUGAAGUAAAUCCUACAGAAACAGCUGGUCUUUAUUUGGGGUUAAUCAGAAUAAUGUCAUUGAUGACAGCUGUAUGAUAAUUACUUUUGAACAUGAGAUUGAAAGUAAUUGGUUCAUUCUGAACACAAUUAUAAAAACAUUACAAAAGGGUGUUCAAAUGUAUAACAACCAGGUUAUUGUCUUUUUUUUUUUUUUGUCCUAUUUUUCCCUACAGUGUUUCUGAUUGCCAAGAGAACCACUGGACAUCACACACAGCUUGGAUUUAAUGCUUUAGUGCUGCGUUCAAAGAUCACUCAGAUUCAGAUUUGACCCAAUCAAUCACAUAAGCCCUCAAAUACGUCGCAGCACUGAUUCAGUUUGCUGUUUGUCAAUAUCCAGUGCUGUUUAAGAUAGGCUUAAAGAAUCGUCCUCAUGGCUUGGUAGCACUGCUGUAUCUCAUUUACAUGUCUUCUCUUAUUUUCAGUUUUUUUCUCCUGUCUUCUCAAAAGGACAUACAAAGACAGAACCUUAUUUUUGUUUGCGUUUUAGAUACAUGCUGUAUAUAGGAACAUGCAGAAAGAUCUAGCUCUAUGUGUGAUCCGUGUUUUCAGAUGCGUAUUGAUGACAGCUCAUCAUUCGUACACAGUGAGUGAAGCCCAAAACAUCGAUCAGUUUAAAAAUGAGCAGCGCUAAUCUGUCGAGUCCAGUCAUUAGCAUUUCAUUUCAGCUAACUAAACAGCUUGAGAACCACCGCAGCUUCUGACAGAACCCUUUAGAGGUCAGCUGUACGACAGUAUGAGCUUUCAGAGAGAAGGUAUUUGGUACACUGCUGUGUACAGAGAUGAGGAGAACGGCAUGCGGAGAGAAUAUUGAGUAGGUUGAAGGAACGUUGGUUUUUGGAGUGUUUGUUAUAUUAUAGACUUUUAUUUUGCCAAGUCACUUCAGGUCACAUCAUUUUAACAGUUACUGAAAUCACAGUAUAGAGACUAGUGUAGAUGUUUUAUAUCACAAUUUAACCAAACUCAGUGUUUUCCCACUGUUUCAUAAUGACAACUGCUCAAAACAUAUAGGUGCUUUCAGUGAACUUUUCAUUGUGUGUGUGUGUGUGUGUGUGUGUGUGUUUUAAUAGCAUCAACUAAGUAUAAUCUGCUAAGUUGCCUAAUGUAUGUAAAAUGGCAAAAUUGCAAAGUAUUUUAUUUUAUUUUGAGUUUGUAUUAUACUCAUUUUAAACAGAACCACAAAGCUGUAUUAUGAGUGGAUUAUGAUUAUUUUUCAGGUGAUGUCCUAUUUACUUUGUGUAUUUCCUGAAUAAAGUCUGCUUUUUGGCCUGCUUCAUCCACAA